Messenger RNA from Zea mays, 2555 nucleotides. RefSeq names its product mitogen-activated protein kinase 8-like. Gene Ontology annotation, molecular function: ATP binding; MAP kinase activity. The coding region runs from base 260 to 2017 and encodes 585 amino acids. NCBI's taxonomy places the organism in Eukaryota, Viridiplantae, Streptophyta, Magnoliopsida, Poales, Poaceae. The record is from RefSeq and is a predicted model, not a curated record. The transcript is spliced from 10 exons. Gene Ontology annotation, biological process: protein phosphorylation.
UGCGUGUGCCAAAAGAGUAUUUUCGCUUCAUGGUUUCCCUGGAUCGGAAGUUUUCUGAAUAACUACCGAGAGGUUAUCUGUUGGAUUUGCCAGUGGACGGUUUCUCGAUAAUAUCUGAACUCUCUUCCGGUGUUGGGCGACGUCCUCUUUUUUUACCCUCGAAAGGAAAUGGCAUCCUUUGCCACUUUUCCAACUGUGUCGAAUACAAGUUGCUCCCUAAAGGACUGGUUAGGCCUUUUCCCCACCCAGCUAACCCGUGAUGGCACGCCAGAAAAAGCUGGUUCAGGUCAUAGAGGGUUCAUCAGAGAUGGACUUCUUCAGUGAAUACGGUGAUGCUAACAGAUACAAAAUCCAAGAGGUCAUUGGCAAAGGAAGUUAUGGCGUUGUUUGCUCAGCUGUUGACCAACAUACUGGCGACAAAGUGGCAAUCAAGAAAAUACACAAUAUCUUCGAGCACUUAUCUGAUGCUGCACGGAUCCUACGUGAGAUCAAACUACUUCGGCUAUUACGCCAUCCUGAUAUAGUUGAGAUCAAGCAUAUAAUGCUGCCUCCAUCAAGGAGGGACUUCAAAGAUAUCUAUGUUGUAUUUGAGCUGAUGGAUACAGAUCUCCACCAAGUCAUCAAGGCAAAUGAUGAUUUAACCAGAGAGCAUCAUCAGUUCUUUCUCUAUCAGAUGCUCCGUGCACUGAAAUACAUUCAUACUGCUAAUGUUUAUCAUCGUGAUUUGAAGCCAAAGAAUAUAUUGGCCAAUGCUAACUGUAAACUUAAAAUAUGUGAUUUUGGAUUGGCAAGAGUGGCAUUCAAUGACACUCCUACAACAGUAUUCUGGACGGAUUAUGUUGCUACAAGAUGGUAUAGGGCCCCUGAACUGUGUGGAUCUUUCUUUUCUAAGUAUUCACCAGCUAUUGACAUAUGGAGUAUCGGUUGCAUUUUUGCGGAAGUCUUAACUGGGAAGCCUUUGUUUCCUGGAAAAAAUGUGGUCCACCAGUUGGAUUUGAUGACUGAUCUCUUGGGUACUCCAUCACUUGAUACAGUUUCUCGAAUUCGGAAUGAGAAGGCAAGGAGGUAUUUGAAUAGCAUGAGGAAAAAACAGCCAGUAUCAUUUCCCGGAAGGUUCCCUAAAGCAGAUCCUGCCGCGCUCAAACUUUUGCAGAGGCUUUUGGCAUUUGAUCCCAAGGAUAGGCCAACUCCUGAAGAGGCAUUGGCUGAUCCGUAUUUUAAAGGCCUCGCGAAAGUAGAGAGAGAACCAUCAUGCCAGCCAAUAACAAAAAUGGAGUUCGAGUUUGAGCGAAGAAAGGUGACCAAAGAGGAUGUCAAGGAACUUAUAUUCAGGGAGAUAUUAGAGUAUCAUCCUCAACUUCUCAAGGAUUACAUGAAUGGAACUGAGAAAACAAACUUUAUAUAUCCUAGUGCUGUUGACAAUUUCCGAAGGCAAUUUGCUAACUUGGAGGAAAAUGGAGGAAAGAGUGUGGCGCACACCGCUUCAUCAGACAGGAAGCAUGUUUCGCUCCCAAGGACAACCACAGUUCAUUCUAAUCCAAUCCCUCCAAAUGGAACCUCCCAAGUUCCCCGAAAGAUUCCCACAGGUAGACCAGGAAGAGUGGUUGGUUCAGUAAUACCAUUUGAGAACGCAACUGCUGUUGAUCCAUACAGCCAACGCAGGGUGGUGAGGAAUCCAGUGCUUCCUCCAGCCACCUCAAACCUGUCAGCAUACACCUAUCACCGGAAGUCAGACAACUCAGAUGGAGAACUCCAACAGGAGCUGGAAAAGGACCGCAUGAAGUACCAGCCAGCACAGCGAUUCAUGGACAGCAAGCUAGUAUCACACAUGUCCCCUGACCUGAGGUCUUCCUACUACAUACCAAAAGCUUUCCCAAAAGCCGACGCGGCAGAUAGAGCUGCUUUGCAUUCAAACAUGAUUCAUGGAAUCGCCCCUUUUAGUGGCAUCGCUGCUGCAGGUGGAGGUGGCUACAACAAGGUUAAUGGGGUUCAGUAUGGAGUUUCUAGGAUUUACUAGUUCUAGUUGCAUUGACCAUCUCCAGAACACCUGAUCUGAGUUGAAGUAAUAACAUGGCGAACAGUGAAAAGAUUUAGGUGCCAAAGAACUGCCAUGUUGACUCCGAGCCGAAGAUACGGAGCAUGAAGAGUAUGGUCUCCGAUCUCGGAUCAAGGAGGAAGUGUGACGUCAGAUUGAAAAACAGAUAAUAUUGGGCAACAGUCAUGGUUCUGUUCAUUGGACAUAGCUUUUCGGAAAGCAAUGCCAUCACCCCGCGGCAACGGUAAAAUAAAAGGAGAGAAAAAAAGGCAGUGCCGUCAGUUGGUUGCUGCUUAUAAGAGUCAAAGGGGAGCAGAGACAAUUAUUACAUGGAAAAUUAUGUACUUUGCAAGAACGGAAACAUUGGGGAAUAAAAAAUAGUUAGUCUACGUUUACCUCUCUGUAUAUAAAAAAAGUGACUUGAUUUUAUGUAUUACGGCUGGUGAGACCCGCUUCUUUAAUUCAAAGCUGUGAAGUUUUGGCCUAUAUUUUGCUCUAUAAUAAAGUUCAGAUUGGUACA